Melampsora larici-populina 98AG31 is the source of this 884-nucleotide messenger RNA. RefSeq lists its product as uncharacterized. Gene Ontology annotation, biological process: translation. Gene Ontology annotation, cellular component: mitochondrial large ribosomal subunit; ribosome. The coding region runs from base 64 to 513 and encodes 149 amino acids. Lineage: Eukaryota; Fungi; Basidiomycota; Pucciniomycetes; Pucciniales; Melampsoraceae. Gene Ontology annotation, molecular function: large ribosomal subunit rRNA binding; structural constituent of ribosome. The record is from RefSeq and is a predicted model, not a curated record. The transcript is spliced from 4 exons.
CUCACCUGCGAUCCAAUUCUAUAGAACCUUCCUUCUUCCGAGCUUCGAUCUUGUUGCAAAGCUAUGGCCUCCAAACAAGUGGGUAACGCAUUUGUUCGCCUUAUUGUUGAAGCCGGGAAAGCCAGUCCUUCACCUCCAGUCGGCCCUGCUUUGGGAGCCAGAGGAGUAAAGGCAAUGGAUUUUUGCAAACUUUUUAACGCACAAACUGCUCACUAUGAACCUUCGACUCCCAUGCGAGUCAAGCUAUCGAUCGCACCCGAUCGCACCUUCACCUUUCAACUCAGCUCACCUCCUACCUCCCACUUUUUUUUCAAGACACUCGGAAUUGCUAAAGGAGCCGGUGACACCGGCAAAGUGGGAUCUAUACCAGUGGGCGAACUUAGCCUGAAGCACGUGUACGAGAUUGCAAAAAUCAAGAAAUCAGAUCCAGGCAUGGAUCACAUCCCCCUAGAAAGUGUUGCGCGAAGUGUUGUAGCUCAAGCUCAUAAUAUGGGUAUCAAGGUCAUUGCAUGAAGGAACUUUCCAGCCAUCUGCCCUGCUCCGACAGCCUCAGGCGAGAUAUGUGCGAUCAGAAUCCAGCGGCUUGAAUAUGAUUGACCGCCGAAUUGUACCGAAACUCACAAAAGUACCAUAUCUACACCUCGAAAGCCCGGGUAAACAGGUUGAGCUCGUCACUAUGUUGACACGCAGCCCGAUAUCCACACUGCACGCGAUUCGCAUGGGUAUCAAAGAAGACAGCCAAGCACCAUCGGCAUCAAUUUUAGCCCGAAAAACUUGGUUUUGUUGACACUAAGCUUGUGUCAAAAUGUCGAUUACCACCAGUAGUACUCGUAUUCAGUCAUAUCCACGAGGCUUGCAAUGAAUUGUAUCUAUCUUUGACAACC